Cucurbitaria berberidis CBS 394.84 is the source of this 649-nucleotide messenger RNA. RefSeq lists its product as uncharacterized. NCBI's taxonomy places the organism in Eukaryota, Fungi, Ascomycota, Dothideomycetes, Pleosporales, Cucurbitariaceae. The transcript has a single exon. The record is from RefSeq and is a predicted model, not a curated record. The coding region runs from base 172 to 510 and encodes 112 amino acids.
GUGCGCAAAUGAUUUUCAUGUCUUGUGCAUUAUGGCCCGAUUGGAUGUUGUUAUAAGGUGCUUCUGCGCUCCUAUCGUGUACUAAAGGAUUUUCAUGUAUCACUUUUCUUUUUUGAUUUUCUGGAUCUGGUUAAAUCACAUUCGUAGGGUAGAGCGGUUGCGGCAGUGAAGAUGAGAGUAAUGGCGAGGUUCUAUGUUCCUCAGUCUUCAUACUCGUGCUUUUGUAUGGGUUCAUGUUCUCUUAUAAUUUGCCUCAUCGCAUGCAAGGUACUCUGUCAGUCUUGUCCGUUUCAGGCGCCAGCUGACAGAGCCCAGACACCACUGGUAAGGUCGUCCACCCUCAACGAACCUACAUCACCAGAGAGUUUCACAUUCCUCGGUUGUACAGUCACAUUGCCUCAUUCAAAGCGCAUGCGCCUUCAAAGUAAUCAUGUCUUGUGUCAAAAAAAGUCCUCUUCACUUUUACUAGGUGAAACAAUGGUGUACACUUCUUCUAUUGUUCGCGCAUAGGCUGAAUAAAGAACUACUUAGAAAGUGGUCACCAACAUGGGUAUUGUACGACCAAAAGCCAAAAUAGACAUUGUGCUUUGCCUUUAUUCCGAACUCAGGGUUGGCAUAAGUACAAUCUUCUCAACUUCAACAUUUGGUU